GUUUGAUCAGGGUUGGAACUGAACUGUUUUCCUUGGAUCUUUAAAACCCCAUUUUACAGAGGUUGAUUUUGCAGCAACACUUAUUCGUUUUAGUUUUGUGCGCUUUGCUGUCUGUUUAUCCUGACGCAUCAAUUCAGUGCAUUUUCCAGCAGAGAUCGCAGGCUGGGACGAUGACGGCUCGAGUGUGUUUCUCGUUGACUGCUGUUUUUUUGUGUCUGUUCGGAUACUUGAGCAUAACUCAUGCUAUUCAAAGACGAACCACAGUGGACGGUUUCUGUCCGGCGAGGCUGACGGUCGUGCCGUCCCAUCGAGGGUGUUCCUCUGAUGAAGACUGCCCUGGAGGGCACAAAUGCUGUCGAUUUGACUGUGGGCCUGUUUGCGUGCUGCCCGUUUUCAUGAAGCCGGGUCAGUGUCCCAUACCGGAAAUGAUUCCACUGUGUGCUAAAAGCUGUUUCCAUGAUGGCCAGUGUCCUGACACACAGAAAUGUUGCCCAACCACCGGUGGCUUUGCAUGCAGUGAACCACGUGGUCAGGAAAGAGGUCAGGCAAGUUGUCAAGGAAGCGGCUCUGGACAGGGAAGCGGUUAUGGCCAGGGCGCCGGAGCGGGACAGGGUAGCGGCAUUGGUUUGGGACAGGGAAGCGGUUAUGGCCAGGGAAGCGGUUAUGGCCAGGGUGCAGGAGCGGGACAGGGAAGCGGCAUUGGUUCAGGACAGGGAAGCGGUUAUGGCCAGGGAAGUGGCCAGGGAAGCGGUUAUGGCCAGGGUGCAGGAGCGGGACAGGGAAGCGGUUAUGGCCAGGGAAGCGGUUAUGGCCAGGGCGCCGGAGCGGGACAGGGUAGCGGCAUUGGUUUGGGACAGGGAAGCGGUUAUGGCCAGGGAAGUGGCCAGGGAAGCGGUUAUGGCCAGGGCGCCGGAGCGGGACAGGGAAGCGGCAUUGGUUCGGGACAGGGAAGCGGUUAUGGCCAGGGCGCCGGAGCGGGACAGGGAAGCGGUUAUGGCCAGGGCGCCGGAGCGGGACAGGGAAGCGGUUAUGGCCAGGGCGCCGGAGCGGGACAGGGAAGCGGUUAUGGCCAGGGAAGUGGCCAGGGAAGCGGUUAUGGCCAGGGUGCAGGAGCGGGACAGGGAAGCGGUUAUGGCCAGGGCGCCGGAGCGGGACAGGGAAGCGGAGCUGGUCAGGGAAGUGGCCAGGGAAGCGGUUAUGGCCAGGGCGCCGGAGCGGGACAGGGAAGCGGUUAUGGCCAGGGAAGUGGCCAGGGAAGCGGUUAUGGUCAGGGCGCCGGAGCGGGACAGGGAAGCGGUUAUGGCCAGGGCGCCGGAGCGGGACAGGGAAGCGGAGCUGGUCAGGGAAGUGGCCAGGGAAGCGGUUAUGGCCAGGGCGCCGGAGCGGGACAGGGAAGCGGUUAUGGCCAGGGCGCCGGAGCGGGACAGGGAAGCGGUUAUGGCCAGGGCGCCGGAGCGGGACAGGGAAGCGGCGCUGGACAGGGAAGUGGCCAGGGCGCUGGAGCUGGUCAGGGAAGCGGGGCUGGUCAGGGCGCUGGAGCUGGUCAGGGAAGCGGGGCUGGUCAGGGCGCUGGAGCUGGUCAGGGAAGCGGGGCUGGACAGGGUGCUGGAGCUGGUCUUGGAGCUGGACAGGGAAGCGGAGCUGGACAGGGAAGCGGUCAGGGCGCUGGAGCUGGACAGGGAAGCGGUCAGGGCGCUGGAGCUGGACAGGGAAGCGGUCAGGGCGCUGGAGCUGGACAGGGAAGCGGUCAGGGCGCUGGAGCUGGACAGGGAAGCGGAGCUGGACAGGGAAGUGGAGCUGGACAGGGAAGUGGUCAGGGCGCUGGAGCUGGACAGGGAAGCGGAGCUGGACAGGGAAGUGGUCAGGGCGCUGGAGCUGGACAGGGAAGCGGAGCUGGACAGGGAAGUGGUCAGGGCGCUGGAGCUGGACAGGGAAGCGGAGCUGGACAGGGAAGUGGUCAGGGCGCUGGAGCUGGUCAGGGAAGCGGAGCUGGACAGGGAAGUGGCCAGGCAAGCGGAGCUGGACAGGGAAGCGGAGCUGGACAGGGAAGUGGCCAGGGCGCUGGAGCUGGUCAGGGAAGCGGGGCUGGUCAGGGCGCUGGAGCUGGUCAGGGAAGCGGGGCUGGUCAGGGCGCUGGAGCUGGUCAGGGAAGCGGGGCUGGACAGGGAAGCGGUCAGGGCGCUGGAGCUGGACAGGGAAGCGGAGCUGGACAGGGAAGCGGAGCUGGACAGGGAAGCGGAGCUGGACAGGGAAGCGGCCAGGGCGCUGGAGCUGGACAGGGAAGCGGAGCUGGACAGGGAAGCGGCCAGGGCGCUGGAGCUGGACAGGGAAGCGGAGCUGGACAGGGAAGCGGCCAGGGCGCUGGAGCUGGACAGGGAAGCGGAGCUGGACAGGGCGCUGGAGCUGGUCAGGGCGCUGGAACUGGUCACGGAAGUGGACAGGGAAGCGGAGCAGGUCAGGGCGCUGGAGCUGGCCAGGGAAGCGGAGCUGGUCAGGGCGCUGGAGCUGUUCAGGGAAGUGGACAGGGAAGCGGAGCUGGACAGGGAAGUGGACAGGGAAGCGGGGCUGGUCAGGGCGCUGGAGCUGGUCAGGGCGCUGGGGCUGGUCAGGGAAGCGGAGCUGGUCAGGGAAGCGGAGCUGGACAGGGAAGUGGUCAGGGUAGUGGAGCUGGACAGGGAAGUGGUCAGGGUACUGGAGCUGGUCAGGGAAGCGGAGCUGGUCAUGGAGCUGGACAGGGCACUGGAGCUGGACAGGGAAGCGGAGCUGGACAGGGAAGUGGUCAGGGUAGUGGAGCUGGACAGGGAAGUGGUCAGGGUACUGGAGCUGGUCAGGGAAGCGGAGCUGGUCAUGGAGCUGGACAGGGCACUGGAGCUGGACAGGGAAGCGGAGCUGGACAGGGAAGCGGCCAGGGCGCUGGAGCUGGACAGGGAAGCGGCCAGGGCGCUGGAGCUGGACAGGGAAGCGGAGCUGGACAGGGAAGCGGUCAGGGCGCUGGAGCUGGACAGGGAAGCGGAGCUGGACAGGGAAGCGGCCAUGGAAGCGGAGCUGGACAGGGAAGCGGCCAUGGAAGUGGAGCUGGACAGGGAAGCGGCCAUGGAAGAGGAGCUGGUCAAUGCGCAGGAGCUGGUGAGGGCGCUGCUCAGGGAAGCGGCCAGGGCGCAGGACAUGGCAGCGGUGCUGGACAGGGAUGCGGCCGAGGGAAUUGUCAUGGAUGUGGCCAAGGUCAAUGUUGUGGUCAGGGACAUGUUAAUGGUAAUUUAGCAUAAUAUUUUCUGGAGAUCUUUUCCACUCCUUCAUUCAAAUGGCAUGUUUUCCCUUUUUGCUCAUGUGGUUUAGAAUUUCUGUCUCUACCACCUCAAAUUAAAAAAAAAAUAAAAUUGCUUGAUUUGAAAAGUU
Carassius gibelio (silver crucian carp) is the source of this 3396-nucleotide messenger RNA. RefSeq names its product fibroin heavy chain-like. The record is from RefSeq and is a predicted model, not a curated record. Lineage: Eukaryota; Metazoa; Chordata; Actinopteri; Cypriniformes; Cyprinidae. The coding region runs from base 171 to 3266 and encodes 1031 amino acids. The transcript is spliced from 3 exons. Gene Ontology annotation, cellular component: extracellular region. Gene Ontology annotation, molecular function: peptidase inhibitor activity.